Molecule: messenger RNA, 3510 nt
Organism: Austrofundulus limnaeus
Lineage: Eukaryota; Metazoa; Chordata; Actinopteri; Cyprinodontiformes; Rivulidae
Product: E3 ubiquitin-protein ligase HECW2
Biological process (GO): protein ubiquitination; regulation of dendrite morphogenesis; ubiquitin-dependent protein catabolic process
Cellular component (GO): cytoplasm
Molecular function (GO): ubiquitin protein ligase activity; protein binding
Source: RefSeq, a predicted model, not a curated record
GGUGGGCGGGGUUUAAUCCGGUGUUGACGCUCCGUUCUGACGGGCUGUGGUUCUGGAGAACAACAACAGGGCCUGCUCCUUUUAAAACUCCUUCUCUCGGUUCUGAAGGAAAUGUCUCGUGAAGACCCGACCCGGCUGGGCUUGGUUCGGUUCGGUUCUGCCAGGGGCAGCGGAACGGGUAUAAAGCGACGGAAGUAAGAGAACCGGGGAUGUAAAUAAAAGAUGAAGUCACUUUUCCGUUGACCGGUGACGUCACCGACGGGAACAAUGAUUUAAGUGAAAAUAAAACCAUCAGACCGAACCGGUUCUGGAUCUGAGCCCGGGUUCGGACUGACCUAGAGGAUCCGGGGCUGUGGUCCAUGUCCCGCCGGGAUCAGAGGAUGAUGUCGGUUCUGUUCGGGCCCAGUGGAGCUCCGCCAUUAAAGAAGAAAGAUUAAUGUUUUUAACAAACUGAAGCAAAGAUCGAGUUCAGAAAGAGGUCUUGGUCUCUCCUGGACCGAUGAGUUGGACGAUUCCGGAUUCUUUCUUUGUUAUGGAUCUGUGUAUUAUUUAUAACUCCUGCUGCCUUAAAGACUCCAGGGUUCUGAUGUUGACCUCCAGAUACUGGUGACAUUGGACCAGUGUCCCUCAGGGUUGGACCAGUAUGGACAUGGUCAACGAAGGAUUAAUAUGACGGACAGGAAGGCGAGCGAUGGUUCAGACAGAAUGAACGAGGCUCCAAGAGUUGCUUGUUGAGGAGGUCAUAGUCUGCACCUCUGCAGUGGGCGUGUCCUUGUUCAACCGUGGGCGUGUCCUUGUUCAGCAGUGGGUGUGCCCUUGUUCAGCAGUGGGCGUGUCCAGGUCCAGGCAUUCUACCAUCAGUGUUUUUUCUUGCGUUCAUCUGUUCUUUUUGACCCACACUUCCAGCCUCCAACGUUCAACCGUCUAGCACCUACGCCGUCCUCCCCCCUCGUCCCCAUCCCCAAUUUUUGUGUAGCUCUUCCCACCAUCACCCUCAGCCCUUAACCAUGGCGGCAGCCGUCACAGCCUCGUCCUCGUCUCCACCGCUGUCCUCUACUCCCAAUGGCAGUGCCCGAGACCACCUGCUGGCGGUGCGCAGGCGCACCCCGCAAGCCCGACCCUACACCGUCGGACCCGACAGCCUCAGCGGUCUGUCGAUGUCCGUCGGUGCAGAAGGAGCCUCUGCCUCCUCUGAGUUGUCUGGAGCCCAGAUGGAGUCGCCGGGGGUUGGGCUACAGCGGGCCAACAGUGACACAGACCUGGUGAGCUCAGAAAGUCGCUCGUCUCUCACAGCAUCCACAUACCAGCUGACCCUCGGCCACAGCCACCUGAUCAUCUCGUGGGACAUAAAGGAGGAAGUGGACGCCACCGACUGGAUCGGCCUGUACCACAUCGAUGAGACGUGUGUAGCCAACGUCUGGGAGUCCAAAAACCGUGGGGUCAACGGCACCCAGAGAGGACAGAUUCUGUGGAGACUGGAGCCCGAACCCUACUUCAUGGAACCUGAGACAAAGAUCUGUUUCAAAUAUUAUCAUGGCGUUACUGGAGCUUUAAGAGCUAUGACACCCUGCAUCACUGUCAAGAACACUCAUAUACCGGUGAGAAGUGAAGGUCAGCUGGAGGAGCAGUCGGAGAGCGAUCACUGUAGAAAACUGGUCAGCUUCACUCUGUCAGACCUCCGGGCCGUGGGCCUGAAGAAGGGCAUGUUCUUCAACCCCGACCCCUACCUGAAGAUGUCCAUCCAGCCUGGGAAGAGAAGCGGCCUCCCCAAGUUCACCCACCACGGCCAGGAGAGGCGCUCCUCCAUCAUCGCCAACACCACCAACCCUGUGUGGCACGGCGAGAAAUACACAUUCGUCGCUCUGAUGACGGACGUGUUGGAGAUCGAAGUGAAGGACAAGUUCGCCAAAAGUCGUCCAAUCAUCAAGCGGUUCCUGGGUCAGCUGAUCCUGCCCGUGCAGAGACUCCUGGAGGGGUGCACAGUUGAGCAUCGCUCGGUGAACUUCCUCGGUCGCCGUCUCCCUACAGACAAUGUGAGCGGGCAGCUUCACUUCAGAGUGGACAUCACCUCCACCGGACAUGAAGAGGCCUCUCCUGACCCUGGGGGGUCCCUGCUCGGCCCCGGUGAUCCCGGCAGUCCCUCUGAUGAUGAAGACCUUCCUCGUGCCUCCUCAUCAUCACAGGUCACAUGUGGCCCCUCCCCCUCUGGUUCUGAUGAAGGACCCUAUCUGAUGAAUGGCGUCUGUUGCUAUGGAGACAACAGCGCGUGGCGUGAGCCUGGAGGUCUGCGGAUGGAGGACCUGGYUCCUGCGGCCCUGAGGGGCCACACCCACCGUCAGGUGUCACUCAAUGACUACCUGGACGGCCUGGAGGCCCCCCCUGGCCCCGGGGACCGCCCUUCGSUGGGCCCCCUCCCAAACCUGCGCUCCAGUUUUCCCACCGACACGCGGCUCAACGCCAUGCUGCACAUAGACUCGGACGAGGAGGAGGACCUGGUGGGUCAGGACCCGGUGGGUCAGGACCAGGACCAGCCCCAACAAGGCACUGACUCAUCUCUCGGGUCUGGACUGCAGGACCAGGUGGUGCCAAAAACCCUGUCUGGACCUGGACCGGAGUCUGAAGCAGAGGCAGGUUCUUCAGCAGCCUCCCAGUCUCAAACUGGUCCAGAACCAGCUGGAACCAGAGGAGGAGCCCAGGAGGGGGAGCACGGGUCAGAACAAGCAGAACCAUCAGCCGAGGCGGUCCAGGUCUCUGAAAACCCCACAACGUCUGGGUGGUCUCAGGCCGCUCCAGAGGAGCCAGGUGUACAGUGUCAGGAGCAGAGCAGCAGGACUCGAACCUGCAACCCCCCAGCCGGUCCCCUGUCACCCAUCCAGGAGGCUGAGGCUGGGAGGGAGCUGGCCCCGAGGGCAGAGGAGGAGGGGGCGGAGUCAUCAAGCAGCGAGGCCAACGGGCCAAUCACAGCGUCCGCUCCCACCAGCAGCACCGCCCACGCAGGAGGACCCUCAAAGACCGUCUCAGGAGCUGAAGGAGGCGCUGAGGGGGGGCAGGAGAAAGGAGCAGAGGUGUGGAGGAGACAAUCUAUGCAGGCCCGUGGGGGUCUGGACCACAACCAGGACGUGUCUGGGACCAGUGGGUCAGAGGGCAGGACAGGUGCCACAGCUCAGGUGAGCAGUCAUCAGGUGGUCCGGUCCCUGCCCUCCAUCCGCCAUGACAUCAGCCGAUACCAGAGAGUCGACGAGCCGCUGCCUCCCAACUGGGAGGCCCGCAUCGACAGCCACGGUCGCAUCUUCUACGUGGACCACGUGAACAGGACCACCACAUGGCAGAGACCCACCGCCCCACCGGCUCCACAGACCCUGCAGAGGUCCAGCUCCAUCCAGCAGAUGGAGCAGCUGAACCGCAGGUAUCAGAGUAUCAGACGGACGAUAACCAAUGACCAGAGACCAGAGGAACCACCUGCCUCUGACCUGCUGGGAGACGAGACCGACCUGCAGCCCUCCAGUCCAG